This is a messenger RNA of Blepharisma stoltei, 1206 nucleotides long. NCBI's taxonomy places the organism in Eukaryota, Ciliophora, Heterotrichea, Heterotrichida, Blepharismidae. The record is from the annotation of a GenBank genome assembly.
AUGGGCUGCACUGAUAGUAGAGCUGGGCUAAGCAAAGAAGAAAGCGCUAUUGUGGAAAUGGAGGAAGAACUUCAAUAUCACUUGAACACUUGCAAAGCCAUUGACUUUUAUAUUCGCAAGUACUCAUUCAAUGGCGAAAUCAAUCCUGAACAAUGGAGAGAUAUAGUGAAUCACUUGAACCUGAAGGUAGAAAAUACUGCUCAAAACCCCAAGGCUGUGGACUUUUAUUCCUCAUUUAAAGGCAGAGAAGGAAGGCUACCUUUAAAACCUAUGUUAGUUCUUGGAGUUUUACUUGGAGAAGGGUCUUCUGAAGAGAAAGCACGACUAUUAUUUGAGGCUCAAGACGUUAGAAAACUCUAACUCCCCCACUCCGUGAGUGAACAAAACCAUUAGAAAAAUCGCCAAAAACCUCCGUGAGUGAGCAAAAAAUUUUUUAUGGAAAAAAUUGAUAUAUAUAAAUGAUAAUUAGUAUAAUGAAAUCUAGAGCUAAUUCUGUUAAAUUUUAAACGGAUUGCUUUUUAAAACAUAAAUUUUAUAAAUUAAAUUAAUAUUUGCUUUCCAAUUUUGUGAAUUAGGAUUUUUUUUAAAUUUCGAAAAAAAAAUAUUUUUUAUAAAAUUUAUAUAUUAAUUUUUUUAAAAAAAAAAAAAUUAACCCCCUCUGCGAGUGAACAAAAUUUUUUUGUUCACUCUAAAAACCUUCUAAAAGCCGAUAUACACGAAUUAGUUGAUUUAAUGGUUGACAUUGCUGUUGAAAAGCUUCCGACCUUAAUAGUAACUAAUCCACAAAUCAGUGAAGAAGAAAUUAGAAAUUAUGUGAGCCAGCUUAAUCAGCAUAUUGAUAAAGCUAAAGCCAUCAUCUCCAAAAAGUUCAUUGGUGAAGAAACUAAAUCUGAAGAAACGACAGUUACUUUGGCCUCUUUUUUAAAAAACUUCGCAGAUGAUGCAAACAAAAACUUUUUAACUCCUAAUGGUUUGAGAGUGUUCAUUUGGAGACUAAAGCCACUUGAAUUUAAGAGCAGCAAAGCUCAUGAAGAAACAAAGAAUGAAACUGAGAAGAAAGAGAAAAAAGAGAAAAAAGAGAAAAAAGAAAAAAGCUCUUCAUCAUCGUCGUCAAGCAGCUCUUCUGAUGAAGAAAAGAAAAAGAAAAAAGCUGAAGAGAUUGAGAAGCCAGCUGAAGCCCCUCAAACAGGAGAAGUAGCAGCUUAA